CUUGCUGCCGCUGUCUGCGCCUCUGUUGCGUCUUUGAACGCAUCUGUCCUUGCUGUCCCUGCCGUACUGUAUACUAUCAGAGAUUACAAGCUAAUACCUGGUAUCUCUCGACAUGAACGGCGGGGCGUCUUCUCCGCCACCUGGGCGUACAAUCGACAUUGAGCUCGGUGGACAAGAGGUUAUAACCGUCGAACUUGACAGUCUUGAUCCAAACCCGGACGACUUGUUGGAGGUGCUGAAGGAAGGACAAUGUAAAGUGUGGAUAUGGACGAGGUUAGCAGCGGAGUACUGGCGCAGGGGACUUUUGGAUGCAGCCGAGAAGAUUGCGAAGACCGCGCUGCAGGCUCUACAAGAUACCGACUCCUCCGGAUCGGUUUCCCCGGUGUUCUCCUUCCUGGCAACUCUUCAGAUUGCCAUGGCCGCAAAGGCACCCAAACUCAUCCUGACCGAUGCCGUCCAUGACAGGAUGGUCGCGGAGAGGACUCGAGAGGACUACUACAAGGAGGGCACUAUGUACUUCAACUCAGGAGAACGCGUGGCGGCCGAGUACGGCGAGUCCCACAUGAUGCUCUCCUCGCUCACACGAGGUAUACUGCAGCUGAGCUCUGGGCAGUGGGACGAUGCUGCAAGGACCUUUGACUCGGUGCUCUCUGACAAACCAACGAAUGUGGUGGCACUGCUUGGAAAGGCCAAAAUUGCGUACGCCCGGCGACAAUACACCCAGUCCCUCAAGCUCUUCCAAAGGGUGCUACAACUCAACCCAACAUGUCUCCCAGACCCACGGAUAGGUAUUGGCUUGUGUCUUUGGGCUAUGGACCACAAAGCGAAGGCGAAAGCUGCAUGGCAGCGGAGUGUGGAGGUGAACCCGGGGGAGUGGUCUGCGCACCUUCUGCUGGGCCUCGAAGCGUUGAACGCGAGCAAGAACGAGGGUCAGUCAGAGGAGGAGCGAAGAGAGGAAUUCCUCACGGGGACUCGCCUUAUUGAGCGGGCAUUCAACGCCAAUCAGAGGAACUCUGCUGCGGCAAACGCGUUGUGCGAGCUGUUCCUGCAAAAGGGACAGACCAAGAUGGCGCUCAAGCUUGCAGAGCGUACAAUACAAUUUGCCGACGUCAAGGGUAUCCUCUGCGACGGUUACAUCCGGGCUGGCAGAGUUACCCAUCGAGAAGGUCGGCUGCAGGAUGCUACGUCACAUUUUACGAAGGCGAAGGAGGCUCGCAAAGAUAGCGUUCUCGCGACCAUCGGCCUUGCGCAGGUCCAGCUGAAAAACGACGAGACUGCGGGUGCCAUCCACACGCUCGACACGUUCCUGCAGACACCCCAGAACCCCAAGUCCGUGGAGCUAAUGGCGAUGCUGGCGUCAAUACGUGCGACUUCGCGGCCCGGCAUGACAGACAAGGACAAGGUGGAGGAGAAGGCGCGUGCUCGGGACCUGUUUGACCGUGUCUGCAAAUUCAUCGGCGCAGGUACGGAUGGCUUGGCGCAGCUGAAUGGCCAAACACAGAAUCUCACUCCGUCGGCGCGCAAGCUGGGCGAGGACACUGAGAUGUUCAUCGAGAUUGCGAAGCUCUACCAAGACGAGAGCAUCGAGCGGAUGGAACGCGCGUACAAGCAGGCGCUGCAGAAUAGCGAGGCAUCGGGGAGGAUCGAGCCUCGUCUGGUCAACAAUCUCGGCGCACUGCAGCAUCUGGAAGGACACUUCGAUGAAGCGAGGGCAAUGUAUGAGACUGCACUCACUCAUGCCGCCAGCCUCGACCAGUCCACGGCUGAGGCAAUGUCAACGUCGAUAUUGUACAACCUUGCUCGUGUGUACGAAGAACAGGCGGAUGUCAUGAAGGCCAAAGAGGCAUACGAUAAGCUGCUCACGAGGCAUCCGGAGUACGCUGAUGCAAAGCUUCGACAAGCGCAGAUGCUCGCCGAGAUGAAUCAGUACAACGACGCGCACGAGCUCAUCAAGCAGGCGCUCGCUUCCCAGCCUAACAACCUCAACCUCCGCGCUUUCUAUACCCACUUCCUCGUCCAGUCCAACCAAGCGAAGUACGCCAAGGACUUCGUUUUCGUCACCCUCCGCGACCACGACAAGUACGACGUCUAUUCGCUCUGCGCCGCCGGCUGGCUUCAAUACCACCAGGCGCGCGAGAACCGCGACGGCUCCCAAGAGGGCAUCAAGGACCGUCGCCGUGGGUUCCAGCGCUCAGCCGAGUUCUACGAGAAGGCGCUCCAGCUCGACCCCCUAUGCGCAGUCGCCGCGCAGGGGCUCGCGAUCGUCGUCGCGGAGGACGCGCUUGGCAACCUUGGGGGCGCCCUGGGGCCCCCAGCCCCCGACGAGAACGGGAAGAGGUUGAAGAACUCACGAGAGGCGCUGGACAUCUUCGCGAAGGUGCGCGAGUCGAUCAACGACGGGAGCGUAUAUGCGAACAUGGGCCAUUGCCACUAUGCGCGGGACGAGUUCGACAAGGCCAUUGAGAGCUACGAGACGGCGUCGAAGCGGUUCUACCACAACAAGAACGUGUCUGCUCUGCUCUGUCUUUGCCGAGCGUGGUAUGCGAAAGCCAACAAGGACCAGUCCUUCAGCUCGAUGACAACGGCGCUGCAAUAUGCUCAGAAGGCAUUGCACCUACAUCCCUUCGACAAGGCCAUCCUAUACAACAUUGCCAUGAUCCAGCAGAAGGCCGCAGAGCUGCUCAUGUCGGUACCUCCCGCCAAACGAUCGCUCAAGGACCUCCAGAAGGCCAUCGAGCAAGCCGGGCAUGCGCAGAAGCUGUUUGCCUCCCUCGCCGCGGACAAGUCGCCGUUGGUGCCUUACAACCGCGACCUCGCCGACCAGCGUCGAAAGUAUGGCGAGAGCAUGUUGCGGCGGUGCGAGGACCACCUCGCGACGCAGAAGCAAUGGGAGGCAGACGCCCAGGCGAAGAUCGAGGCCGCGCGACAAAGACGGCAGGAAGAGAAGGAGAGACAGGACGCGGCGGAGCGCGCCCGUCUGGAGGAGCUGCGUAAACAGGCAGAGAAGCUCGCGGAGGAGCGGAGGAUCGCGCGGGAGCAAGCGCAGGAGUGGACACGAGAGGUCAGGCGGAUGGAGAGUGACGAGGAGAAGGAGAAGGCUGCGAAGAAGGCGAAGCGCGGGAAGCGGACAGAGCAUGUCAGCGGGGACGAAGGUGUCGAGGGCGAGCCCAAGCCUAAGAAGAGGAAGGGCAAGCUCAAGAAGUCAGCGGACUCAGGCGCAGAGAACGAGGACGAGGCUCUGUUCAGUGGUGAAGAUGAGGACCAAAAGCCCAAGAAGCGCACGAAGAAGCGGGCUGUGCGGGAUGACGACGAGGACGAGCCUGCGGUGGCUGCGCCUCGUAAGAAGCAAUAUAAAAGCAAAGAGACAAUAUCGGACUCGGACGAGGAGAUGUCAUGAGCUCUGUUGUUGCCUAUGCUAUGUAGAUAUCUGCUUUUUGUUUGUGCUUUGUGUAUCCAUUCUGUCCUAUCGUCCUAGUACAUCUGUAAUGCGUACGAGCUUUGAUCGGAUGUCUGCGCUUCAGUCACCCCAAUCUAAUCCCAACAUAUCCUGCUUCCCUCCGCGCACCGCGCCCUCGACGGCCUCUGCGAGCUCUCGUAAUACUUUUCGAUCCUCUUCUGAGGCUGUGCCGAGCGACGUGAGUGCGUUAUUCCUCGAUCCCCCGAUGCCGAGGGCUUUCUCGAGUGCUAUUUCACGGUCUUCGCCCCGAAGCUUGUCAAUCGAUACUAAAGUUUCUCGAAGUCGAGGAUUUGAUCCAAGGAUCCGACGAAUCUCCGGCGACGUUGCGAUCGCCUCAUAUUGGGGUGGUUGGAGAGGUUUCGGGUCGUCGCGUUUCAGUGGAUCCGGGUACGCCGACUCUUCAGGUACGUAGGGCCACUUUAACGACGCCAAUGACCUCAAUGGUGGACCUGCAUCCCCUAUCGAAACGUCCGAGUCCGAUGUAGACGGUACUAGGCCUUCUGCGCGGGACUGGAUGGCUUCACCUAGUGAAGUUGUGACCCUACUCGUAAAAGCUGAUGGUUGUUUUGCCCCUAGACAACGAUCUUUGUGUUGCUUGUAGCAGGGCACAGAGCAGUAAACCACGGAACAUUUGGCGCAAGUAUACUUGGACUCGG
This is a messenger RNA of Dichomitus squalens LYAD-421 SS1, 4113 nucleotides long. Its product is annotated as RNA polymerase II-associated protein. The transcript is spliced from 18 exons. Gene Ontology annotation, biological process: regulation of DNA-templated transcription. The record is from RefSeq and is a predicted model, not a curated record. Gene Ontology annotation, cellular component: Cdc73/Paf1 complex. Lineage: Eukaryota; Fungi; Basidiomycota; Agaricomycetes; Polyporales; Polyporaceae. Gene Ontology annotation, molecular function: RNA polymerase II complex binding. The coding region runs from base 113 to 3397 and encodes 1094 amino acids.